GCAGUCCCCCGGCCAGCCCGGCGCCUCUUACGGCCCCCACCCGGCUGGAGACCAGACCUAGUGAGAGGCUCCCGUGUUUUAGAUUGUGAACCAUGUCAAAGAGGAUACCUGUGGCAGACAAGGACAACCCAUUAUCUUCAAAGACAAAUAAAGUUAAUCCAAUGCAGGAAGCUGGUGAUUUGGAUUCUGGUGAAGAGCAAGGAGAGAGAUCUCUGGCUGAGGAAAAGAUUCAAGGGGAACCGAGGCACUUGUGUGCUUGUCCUCCUCAAGGUAUCAUUGCCAAAGUAAUAACAAAUGUGGCAAUAGCAGUGCUGGUCUGGGGCCUGACUUGGACUCUUACAGGCAAAGAGAGUCUGCCUGGUGGAAGCAUCUUUGGAAUUGUAUUCCUCUAUUUUUCUUCGGUACUUGGUGGCAAAAUUAUGCAACUAAUUAAAAUACCAGGACUGCCUCCUCUCCCUCGCCUUCUUGGUAUGUUGCUUGCUGGAUUUCUCAUCAGAAAUAUUGAAUACAUCAGUAAGGUGAUCUUAAUCAAAGUGGAGUGGGGAUCUAUACUCAGAAAUAUUGCCCUCUCGAUUAUUUUGUCUCUUGCUGGUCUUGGCCUUGACGCAAAGGCUCUGACUAAGUUAAAAGGGGUCUGUUUCAGACUAACCUUCGGACCCUGCAUCACUGAAGCUUGUUCAGCAGCAGUCAUAUCUCACUUUCUAAUGCACUUCCCAUGGGAAUGGGGGUUUAUGUUAGGAUUUGUUCUAGGUGCGGUAUCUCCAGCUGUUGUGGUCCUUUCCAUGCUGAUGUUACAGAAACAAGGUUAUGGUGUAGACCAAGGAAUUCCAACUUUGCUGAUAGCUGCUGCCAGUAUGGAUGAUAUCGUAGCCAUCACAGGCUUUAACACUUUCUUGGGCAUGGCUUUUUCCACAGGUUCCAGUCUUCGUAGUAUCUUUCGUGGUCUGGUGGAAGUGGUUAUCGGUACAGGCGCUGGAUGCCUUUUGGGAUUUUUUGUUUGGUACUUUCCCAGCAAGGAUCAGACAUCCAUUGUACGGAAAAGAGCCUUCUUUAUAGUUGGCUGGUCUGCAUUUUCUAUUUUGAGCAGCAAAUAUUCUGGCUUUCCAGGAUCUGGAGGACUCUGUGUCAUUGUUUUGGCAUUUAUGGCUGGGACUGCAUGGUCUGAUGACAAGAAAGCAGUGGAAGAAAUUGUUACUUUUGCAUGGCAAGUGUUCCAACCAUUUCUGUUUGGUUUAAUUGGAGCUGAAAUCUCCAUUAGUUCUCUUGGAUCUGAAACUGUUGGGCAUUGUUUGGCCACUAUAUUUUUGGCUUUAAUGGCUCGAGUUACGGCUACAUUUUGCUUGAUGACUGCCUCUGGCUUUGAGUUCAAGGAAAAAGUAUUUAUUGCACUGGCAUGGAUCCCCAAAGCAACUGUCCAGGCUGCAAUUGGUUCUGUUGCCUUAGAUACAGCACGGCUUACUAAAAAUGAAAAGCUAGAAAAAUAUGGCCUGUAUAUCUUGACAAUAGCUUUCCUAGCAAUCUUAAUCACAGCUCCAGCCGGAGCUUUGUUAAUUGGCCUGGCCGGGCCCAGACUUCUCCGCAAGACUACCAAAGGUAGUGAAGAUAGCCCAGAAAAAGAAAAUUGUUCACCAGUAUAGAAAAUCAUCACUGAAUGAUGUGUCACCCGCUUGGCAAUCCAGGAAGCCCCACAGCGAUAUGCAGAAAUCUGAAAAGCUGUGGAAUGCUUUGGAGGUCUUCCUAAAACAGAAACCAAGGGAGAAAAAGGAUACUGUUACCUAAAAUCAGCAUUCAAGAGUCUCUUCAGCUUGAUAUAGGGAGAUUUUGGAGGAAAACAACCACAGUUAAAACGGAAAAUUUAGCCAUUCCAGUGAUACGGUCAUAGUUUAGUCUGACGGGAAUAGCACAGAAGAGGAUAAAUUCAGAAUAGCUCUUUGAAGAACUUGAGAGCCUUGGAGCAGAUAUAUCCAAAAUCAUCAGAAGUUUAAAAAAACAAAUACACAUCAAGAGUGAGAUCAUGGGAUAUGGAACAGAAGGCACAAAACCUCCACUCAACUGCUUUUCAGGAGGCAGACAAUCAGCAUAGACAACGGGUAUAUUCAGACUUCUGAAUGCUCCUGUGCGAGCUUAGGAGACUGAUACUUUUCUCUUUUUCCACCACAAGAAGAAAAAUACCCCUCCCCCAAAAAUACUGUAAUGGUAAUUAAAUUUGGAUUUUGCAUAUAGGAUUGUUUAGCUUCUGUUUCCAUAUACUGAAUAUUAAUCUCACUGUUCUGCUUUGCAAAAUCACAUGAUUCUGCCAUUUACCUACAUAUAUUAUAAAAAUGUAAGCAUAGAAAGUAGCUGUUUGAAAACCCAGUGAGAUGAACUGGAUCAGGGAAGAACUAUGGUGCUGUUUCAGUUUCUUAUGAUUUUAAAUAUGCAGAGAAUAAUGGCUAGGAUGCCAGGAAAUAAUUCCUUCGUGAGAUGGACAAUGGUGACUAUACAAGAAUCAUGCAUUUUUUCACUCUGUAAAACAAAGGCAUAAUUGAAACUUGAGUUUAAUUAAACUCUAGAUUUCAAAAACUAGACCUUGCCAAAGCAUGAGUCAAGAGCUAGACGUGAUCCUUAUAAUUUUGUUUCUCUUAUCCACAAUUGCAGCUUUGUGUUAUUUCAGAGUUUGCAGGUCUUUAUGAGCACCAGCCUUUAGAAAAAUUAUCCAUGUCCCAGAGCACUGUAUGAUUAAGAGAAAGGAAAUGUGCCGGCAACUUAAAGUUAUGUAGAUUUUAUUUUCAAAAUUAGCGAUGACUAUGCUACCAAACAAAAUUUAUCAACACUUUCAUCAGUACUCCCACCCUUUAAAAGAUUUAUUGUAAUGCUUUGUUAUGUUGUUGCUAUCCGCUUUGUGAAAAAACUCAUAAUAUGGAAAGUUGAAUAAACUAUUUUUUAUUUUCUUAGCUUGCGUGCUGCCCAUUCCUGAAGGCACUAGGCAGUUAACAACAUCUAAAAUAAUGGCUACAGAAAAACUGAAAUACAGAUAAAAUUGUUUUUUUUCUUUAAAGAUACAAACCAAAGAAAUACAAGUGCCACGUGUUUGCAAUCUCAGCUACAAAUUACAACCCACAAUCCUCCUGUGAGAGACAAAACAGGUCUUCAAAGUUUUCCUAAAGACCAUGUGAGAUGAGGCUCAUUGAAUUUCUGCUCAGAGGGAAUUCCAGAGAGUGGAAAUAGCUCUGAAAAUGUCCACGUCUGAGAUCCUGUCAUGUGACAAUCCUGGAGGGACAGGACUUGGUGGGAGUUGACCCUAUUUGAUCUGCUUGGAUGGCUGAUGAAUACAGAAGACAGUUCCUCAGAUAACUAGGUCCAAAGCCAUGUAGGGCUUUAAGGGGGACAACCAGCACUUUGAACAGCACCUAGAAGCCAACUGGCAAACAACGCAGCUGCUCAAAGAGUAGGGUCAUCCAUCACUGGACUUGCCCCAGUCUGAAUUUUCUUCAAGGACAGAUCCAUGUAAAAUGUGUUAUAGUAAUCUAAAUGGGAGAUAAUUAGGGCAUAAGUGACUCUGAACAGGACUCCCACUCCAGGAAAGGUUACAAUUUGUCCAUAAGGUACAACUUUGCAAAAGCCCUCCUAGCGAUCACUGCCACCUGCUCUUCAGCAGGAAUGGUGAGUCUAGAAGAACUCCCAAAUUAACCUCAAAUGUACAAGAGCCUCCUGGCCCAUGCCACUAUCCAAAACAUUUUGAAGGAAAACUAAAAAUACAGCUAUUAAGGGGAGAAUCCCCAUUUCACAGCAUUGAUCACCUGCUCCCCCUGCCCCCAAAAUAGUUGCUACCGUUUUUAACAAAGACCUGGUAUAGAUUUAUUUAAAAGUGUUGGUUGUUUAGAAAGAGAAACAAUCUGUUCUGUUCUUUUCCGGAAUGAUACUGUUGAUUUUCCUUCAUUUUGGAUUUGACAACUUAGACUUUAUUGUACAGAUUUAACUCUGAUGUUUGAGUUUUUAAAAAAACAAUGGAAGUAUAACAGUGCAUCAAAUUAAACAUUCAAUAUUUGAAGUGUAAGUAUCAAUGAAAUCAGAGUAGUGCAUGAUGCUUUGUUUCCAUGAUCAAACCUGUAUUUUAUAUAAUGAAAAUAUACUUUGCUAUCUCAGCAUUUCUGGCCAGUAUCUACAGGUAGUCCUCGCUUAACGACUGCUUGUUUAAUGACAGUUCAAAGUUACGAUGGCCUCGGAAAAAGUGCUGUACGACCUGUACUCAAACUUACAACCGUCGCAAACCAUCACACCACCACCCCUGCAGCCACUUGAUUGCAAUUUGUGACUUUUUACAACACUCAUUAAGCGAAUCA
Messenger RNA from Python bivittatus (Burmese python), 4322 nucleotides. The record is from RefSeq and is a predicted model, not a curated record. Lineage: Eukaryota; Metazoa; Chordata; Lepidosauria; Squamata; Pythonidae.